GUUGGGGGAGGUACCGCGGUUAAGGAUGGGGGGCCCACAGUUGCUGCCAAGGGAGUUGCUAAUGGGGUGUAUGGGUCGUGGAUCGUGGCGAAGACUAUAAGCUGGCCAGCUAACAGGCAUCGCCAAGGGGACAAUGUGUCUGCUCAGAGGCGACAUGUUGCGACUGGUGGAAAUGGGUCGAUGUUUGAUGUUCUUCGGGAGGAUGAUGGCGAGGCCCACCAGUCCCAGCGUAAUCCAUCUUCGUCUUUUACCUUCGGGCUUCAGUCGAGGGCAUUCGGCUCGGUGAUGGUGGGGCCUGGGAGUACUGCGGACGGAUGGGGCCCAGGAGACGUGGUUCAGAAAUGGUCUUGCCGAGAGCUCGAUCGGUGGAUAAGGAAUGAGGUGUGGUCGGUAAUGUGUCCGGACAACAUGGUGUUUCAUCUUCCCCGGUUGCACUCUGAUCAUACGCCUCUCUUGGUUCGUGCUUGCAGGGCCCCCCGACCAACUGGGUUGAAGCCAUUCCAUUUUCUGGCCUCCCGGCUCACCCAUGAGAGCUUUGAUUCUCUGGUGGAGCAUGUGUGGUCCUCACGUGGGUCGUAUGAUGCCAAGGUUGGGGAUUUUAUUUCGAAGGCUAGCGAGUGGAACAGUAAUGUGUUUGGGAACAUUUUUCAGCGCAAACGUAGGUUGCUCGCUCGGAUUGGGGGUAUCCCACGCACCAGGGACUUUGGGCGAAAUCCUUUCCUCCGCUCUUUGGAGCAGCGCUUGAAGGUCGAGCUUGAUGAGGUCCUUUUUCAGGAAGAGUUGUUACUGCUACAGAAAUCCCAGCGGGACUGGGUCUUAUUUGGUGAUCGUAACUCCUCAUACUACCACCAGUUGCUCAAGCAUCGCCGGAGGAAAAAUAAAAUUGUUGUUCUCCAGGACGAGAUGGGCGUGAUGAUUGAGAAGCAUGCUGCCCUGCAGUCGAUGGCUGUUGAGUUCUCUAAAAACAUUUAUUUUGUCCCACAGUUCGGGCAGCCCGUGGUUUGCAUAUCGGGGUCAUUUCCACCAUUGGAAGUUAGCCACAGCCGGCUUAUUGCGCGUGACAUUUCAGAAUCGAAGGUUCUUGGGGCGUUGAAGAAAAUGGCUCCUCUUAAGGCGCCUGGGGUCGACGGUUUACAUGCUUUGUUUUUUCAGCAAAAGUGGAAGCAUGUGGGCCCUUCGGUAUGUGCUCAAAUUUUUGAUAUUUGGCGUGAGGGGCGGGUCCCAUCGUCUUUAAACAUGACCUUACUUGUACUUAUUCCAAAGGUGGAUAAUUCGAUGUCCUUGAUGCAGUUUCGUCCUAUCAGUCUGCUUAAUGUGGUCUACAAGUUGUUGACUAAGGUGCUCGCUGAGAGGAUUAAGCUGGUGGUUCCAUCCCUCAUCAAUCCGGCCCAAGCGAGUUUCGUCCCGGGUAGACAUAUCACAGAUAAUAUUAUCAUCGCUCAGGAGCUUAUCCAUUCUAUGCGAGUGAUGAAGGGAAAGCAUGGGGUAAUGGUUGUUAAGGUGGAUCUGGAGAAGGCUUAUGACUUUCUUCGAUGGGAGUUUGUUCGUGAUACUCUGGAGCUGGUGGGGUUUCCGAGGGCUUUUGUUGAAGCAGUUAUGGCUUGUGUCACGUCGGCCUCCAAGCAACUACAAUGGAAUGGAGUCGUUAGCGAGGAGUUCAAACCGUCUCGUGGCAUUCGACAGGGGU
Messenger RNA from Striga hermonthica, 1687 nucleotides. The record is from the annotation of a GenBank genome assembly. Lineage: Eukaryota; Viridiplantae; Streptophyta; Magnoliopsida; Lamiales; Orobanchaceae.